This is a messenger RNA of Geosmithia morbida, 1149 nucleotides long. RefSeq names its product Short-chain dehydrogenase. Bases 1 to 1149 code for a protein of 382 amino acids. Gene Ontology annotation, molecular function: oxidoreductase activity, acting on the CH-OH group of donors, NAD or NADP as acceptor. Lineage: Eukaryota; Fungi; Ascomycota; Sordariomycetes; Hypocreales; Bionectriaceae. The record is from RefSeq and is a predicted model, not a curated record. The transcript has a single exon.
AUGUCCUCCCCCCGGACAUCAGACCUUCGGACCAUGAGCGACUCGUGGCUGGCCCCGCUGUCGGUCGACCUCGUCCUCAAGGUUCUCUACGUGACGCUGCUGCACCCCUUUGUGUGCUUCAUGAUCCCGCUAUGCCUGCGCGCCCGCGCUGUCGAGUGGGAUGCCCCGUGGAUGAUCGCCUCCUUUGCCUGGGCCACGGUCGUGACCAUGGGCUGGGCGGCGGCCUCGGUCAACCGCCGCCUAGCCUACGGCAGGCCGCGCGAGAUCGACCUGAGCGAGGAGGUCAUCGUCAUCACGGGUGGCGCGGGCGGCAUGGGGCUCCUGCUGGCCGAGGUGUACGGCAUGAGGGGCGCCACCGUCGCCGUGCUCGACGUCAACGACAUGGAGAACUGCGAGGCUAGGGGCGUCACUCACUACAGAUGCGAUGUCGGUGACAAGGACCAGGUGGCCGAGGCGGCGAGAGAGAUUGAGAAGGAGGUGAGUCUGACCUGGUCAGGAGGAAGGAGUGCAGGGUGGGAAAGGCUGACUGAUAUGCGAAAACAGCUCGGCACGCCCACCAUACUCGUUAACAAUGCCGCCAUAGUCGUCGGCAAGUCGAUGCUCGACCUCAGCAUGGAAGACGUGGACCGCAGCCUGCGCACAAACAUGAUGGCGCCCUUUUACUGCAUCAAGACCUUCCUCCCCGCCAUGAUCCGCAACGGUCGCGGCGGCACCAUCGUCAACGUCUCCUCGGUCCUGGGCCACCUCGGCGCCGCCCACCUGAGCGACUACGCCGCUGCCAAGGCCGGCAUGACGGCCAUGCACAAGUCCCUGGCGGCGGAGCUGCGCAGCUCGCACCCGGACAUCCGCAUGCUCCUCGUCACCCCCGGGCAGCUGACGACGCCCCUCUUCUACGGUGUGACGACGCCUAACAGCUUCGUGGCGCCCGCCGUCGAGCCGGUCGACGUAGUCAAGGAGAUCGUGACGCUCAUCGACGAGGGUAUGGGCGGAAGCAUCGGAACCCCGCUCUACGCCCGGUGGAUUGACUGGUACAACGUCUUGCCGGCAGCUGUCCAGAUCAUGGCCCGCUCCUUGGCCGGGGUCGACAAGGGCAUGCUGACUUACAAGGGACGUGCGGGCUUGAGGCGUGAGAGGGAGGAGAAGAGCUGA